Messenger RNA from Miscanthus lutarioriparius, 1857 nucleotides. Lineage: Eukaryota; Viridiplantae; Streptophyta; Magnoliopsida; Poales; Poaceae. The record is from the annotation of a GenBank genome assembly.
AUGUCGACAGAACAAGGUGUUUCUGCACCAGAUGCAAUAGGAACUGAGGCAACUAAUCUCCUGAAAAGGAACUCAGAUGAUGUUGGAUGGGAAUAUGGUGUUCUUGUUGAUGCUAGCAACAAGGACAAGGUGAAGUGCAAGCUCUAUGACAAGGAGAUGAGAGGAGGGAUUCAUAGGUUGAAGGAGCAUUUGGCUCAUGAAGGAAAGAAUGUGAAGAAAUGCACAGCAAGAACACCACAGGCUAUGGAGGCUAAAGAGAAGUGCAAGAAGGCACUAGCUGAUGCAAAAAGGAAGAGGGAGGAGAAGACUCUUCGUGAGCUAGAAAUUAGAGAGGAAGUUCAUGUAUCUAGGGUUGGAAUAGAUUCAGAUGAAGUCACCUGUGUUGGAAGUUUAGAGCCCCACAAAUUAGGACCCAUUGACAAAUGGACACGAAUUGCUUUCAAUGCAUGUGAUAAUGAUGAGUUCAAGCAAAUGUGCGAAGCAAUUGGACAGUUUGGUCCAGGACUUGUACCUCCAACUCAGGAUGCACUGCGAGGGAAGUUGCUGGAAGAAGAAUAUGAAAGAACCAAGAGUUUGCUGCAGGAGCGUGAAGCCGAGAAGAUGAAAAAUGGAUGUUCUAUUAUGACUGAUGCUUGCUCUAAGGAGAUGUCACAUGUCUCACAUACCAAUGAGGUCAUCUUUGAUCUUGUGGACAAAGCAAUUGAAGAGAUUGGUCCAGACAAUGUGGUGCAAGUAGUGACUGAUAAUGCCUCCAACAACAUGGGAGCAAAGAGGCUAUUGGAAGAAAAGAGACCACACAUAUUUUGGACCUCUUGUGCAGCUCACACAAUCAACCUUAUGCUCCAAGGAAUUGGCAACUUGACUCGGACAUUGGAGUGCUUGAGAUACUUCACAGAGGGGAAAGAGAUAGUGAGGCCAGGAGUGACUAGGUUUGCUUCAAACUUUCUCACUUUGAGUAGCAUGCAAGAGAAGGACCAGUUAAGGAAGAUGGUGGUUCAUAGUAGGUGGGACUCAUUGAAGGAUGUGAAAUUAAAGAAAGGAAAAGAGGCAACAGCAACUAUAUUGAGUCCAAGCUUUUGGAAGGAUGUGAAGCUAACAUUGACUGUUUUUGAGCCAUUGGUCAAAGACCUCCGUUUGGUUGAUGGGGAUGUGAGGCCAUCCAUGGGUUUCCUUUAUGGAGAACUACUAAAGGCAAAGAGACAGAUCAAAGAGGCCUUUGGAAAUGUUGAGGCUCAGUUCAAGGAUCAUAUGGCUGCCAACAUUGAACUAAAGAAGUUUCAUAAUAGAGAAGGACCCUUUAGCAAGAAGCUUGCUAGGAAUUUUGAAAACUUUGAUUACAACCCAGCAUCAUGGUGGAGACUGUAUGGAUAUGAAACACCAGCUUUACAGAAGAUGGCUACAAGGAUCCUAUCUUUGACAUCAAGCUCUUCUGGUUGUGAAAGAAAUUGGAGUGGGUUUGAAGGGAUACACACUAAGAAGAGGAAUAAGCUUACUACAACCUGCCUCAACAAGCUGGUGUAUAUCCAAUUCAACUCCAAGCUGCUUAGUAAGAGAGAAAAAAUCAAGUCAAACAAAAUCACUGAUGUUCUCUUGUCUAGUGAUACAACUGAAGCUCAAGGUUUUCUCCAAGAGGGUGGGGAUGAUUGUGCAUUAGCUGACUUUAGAGAUGGGGAGGAAGAUGAGAUGGAAGGUACAGGGAUACCUUGGUCUGUCAUUGGAGAGGCAGUGGGAGCAGAUGAACAGCUUGAGCUGCGUAGAAGUGCAAGAGUGAGGGAGCUCUAUAAAGGAGAAGAAUUUGAGUCUGAAGAAGAAGAGUAUGACGAUGAGGAUGUGUACUACAGUGAAGAAGAAAUAUGA